This is a messenger RNA of Drosophila sulfurigaster albostrigata, 3946 nucleotides long. RefSeq lists its product as uncharacterized. The record is from RefSeq and is a predicted model, not a curated record. The transcript is spliced from 6 exons. Bases 793 to 3336 code for a protein of 847 amino acids. NCBI's taxonomy places the organism in Eukaryota, Metazoa, Arthropoda, Insecta, Diptera, Drosophilidae.
GUAUGUGGUUGGAUUCGUGUGAACGGAGAAGCUGAAAUUAACUGACUUCGAUAUAAGAAUUUUUGAGUUCUGUGUUAGUGAAAAAUAUAUUCAAUUUGUUGUUGUUGUUGUUUUUUUUUUGUGCUGUGAAUAAUAUAUAUACGUAUUUCUGUUGAUGAUGUCUAGCAGACAACAUUAAUAUGUAUAUUAGUGUGAUUUUGUGCGAGCAAAAAUCGAAACGAUGCGCAAAAGAAGAAUCCGAAUUCGAUUCUGAUGAAAUGCUUUAAAGAGAUGCUCCACCAUUCUCCAUCUCCAUCAACGCGUAUAUGUAGAUUUCAUAUAGAGACCGAGACCGAAGAAGACUCGUUUGCUUUGUGUUUGUAGCCUGUAUCGGAUCGGGACAAAAUCAUCGAAAUUGUGAACUGAAAAACUGUAGAACGCGAGAUUUGAUCAAAGUUCGUAAUUGAAUCAAUCCGGGACAAACGGAAGUGCAACUCCAUUCCCCGCCGCCCACGACACACCCUGUCUGUCUGUAUCCCCCCCUCUCGCCGCCCCCUGACAACACCAAAACACCCCAAAAGAAAACCUCAAAGCGAAUAAUAAAAGAAACAAAAGAUAAACCGACGGCGUCGACGACGUCGACAAUCAAACGACAGCGACAACAAAGUCGGGCGACAAAAACCCAGAAACAGAAACAGAAACAGAACCAGAAACCGAACCAGAACAACAUCGGCUCAUCCAAGAUCAUGUGGCGUUUUUUAAAGUGUCUGCUCUGGCUGCUCGUUGUGACCAAAGCUGCGGCUCAAAACAACGAUGCGGAGCCCCGAGAACAUUUGCAGGCAUUGUUUUUGCCAAGGCAUCACGGUCUUCUGCAACUUUGCACACAAUCGCACGCUAUCGAACGUAUGGAACAGCACGUAUAAGGUGCCAUCGAACAUCGCCGCCAUGGAGGUGCAGCUGAAGCAUGACACACAAUUCGAGCUGCAAGGCGGUCUCUUUCGCAACAAUCGUGUCAAUCGGUUUGUGGUGAAGGGCGCCAGUAAGGACACCGAUCAGGUGGAGUUGUCCCACAAUGCGUUUCGCAACAACCUCGCCGGCUUGCCGGACAUUCAGAUAAUCGGUGUGGGCAACGUCUUUAUGCGCGAACAUGCCUUCACAGGUGGCGAGAUCAAACUACUUGUGGAGGACAGCGGACAGGCCAUUGUGUUCCCGAAUGCCUUUGUCAACAUGAAUAUGUCGUGCAAUUUUACGAAAAUCAAGAACCUGGAUAUCAGGGAGAAAGCUUUCCAUCCCAGCACAAAUCGCAGCACGCAGGCCAAUGUAAAUCUGCAUAUUCAGCAAUCGCACAUUGAUCACAUCAAUAGUUUCGACGUCUCGAUGAAUAAAAUUGUGUUUGUCGAUUCCACCAUUGGAGUUAUUCAGCGCAGCGCCUUCAAUGUGACCAAUGUCAAGGAACUAUUCUAUGAGAACUGCACCAUCGGAAGGAUCGAGGCGUUCGCUUUCACUGAAAGAUUGCACAGCGAGCAUAUAUCGAUCACCGGCUCACGAAUCGGCACCAUCGAAAGUGAAGCGAUCAGCGGCAGUGGCAUUUCAAACUUUACACUCAGGCAGAAUGUUAUCGAAACGAUCGAGGAGUCGGCCAUCCAGGUGUACAGCGUAUACAUGUUCAUCGAGCGCAAUACGAUCACGAAUCUGGGCACCAACUGGCUGCGCAAUCCGCGUGGCGAGAUGGUGGCCAUCGAGGAGAAUCGCUUCGCCAGCUUUGCACCCAUUCAGCUGGAGCAAUCGAAUCGCAUCAACUGCAGUUUCGCCAACAAUCACCUCGGCGAUCCGAAGCCGGGCAGCCUCAACAUCAGCAACUGUGAGAUGCGUGCCAUGACCGUCGAUCGUUUCUGCGACUGUGGCGGCAAUCAACAAUGGCUGGCCACACUCACCGAGCACGAUAUCAGCUCCGAGAUGUAUUGCCAGCUGUCGCCAAGUUUGAGCAAAUGCUUCAAUGCCAGCACGGUGCAUUUGCGUCGCUACGAGCACGAGGCAUGUGGCAGCGACAACGAUCGCAAGCUGCAGUGCGUCGAUGGCAGCAAACUGGAGUGGUACAACGGUGGCUAUGUGACCAAGGAGGAGCGCGAACAGCAACAACGAGGCACCACCAACACCAGAAUCAUUUCCAUUAGCCUCGCCAUUAUCGGCGUCAUCGCCUCGAUAAUCUUCAUGGGGGCGUUCGUUUGGAUGAAGUGCCGAAAGCAGCGGCAACAGCAAAUGUGUCACUUCAGCUCUGAGGAAUGUGUGGUGCUGAUGCGCGAUGCGGGUCCCAAAAUGAGGAGCUAUUAUGAGAAGUUGACCAGCAAUAAGCUGACGAGCGAACAGUGCGUUAACAUCAUCAAUCAGGUGACCAGUCAGCACUUCGAACGCAUCACGCUCUCGGCCAAUCAGGUGCUCGAUCGCCACAUGCAAACGAUGCAUUCCAGAAGCGAUAUGGGCGCCAGCGCCUUGCUGACCCUUCCCAGUGCACCCAGCGAUUACAGUGGUGGCGAUGAGCACGACGAGCGUGUGGAUAUCGAGAACAUUUACACCGAGGUCCCGGACUAUUCAUCGCCACAGGAUUUGCUCGAUGCUCAGGAUAAUUUCUACUCGGAGCCGAAUCAUUUUGUUGGUGAUGGCCAUGCAAAUGAUAUGCCACCGCCCGCCUAUGCACCGCCAUUCCAGCAACCGCCACCGCCCUCGAUGCAUCGCCAGCAUCCACAUCAUCCCACACAUCAUUAUCAACUGCCGUCCACAAGCAGCAGCAGCCAGAGACGCGGCCACGAGCAGCUGCCCGAUGUGCUGCAGCCAUCGACUGACAAUUGUGGUGCUAUCUAUGCCCAGCCCGUGUUGCGCUUGACGCCCAACUCGGCGCCCAUCAACGUAUCGCCCGCUUCAAAAUCCGCAGCGUUGCCACAUGGUGCGAAGAACACUCAACAGAGUCAUGUGCGCGAACUGCGUCAGAAUCUGGAGGCGAUGCCACAAUUCCAUCCCAAUCAACUGACCUCGAGUCGCACACAAAACCAGCUGCAAUCGCGUUUCGCCAGCACGCCGCGUCGCCAACAUCCCAGUGGCAACGCCAGCAGUGGCAACACUCUCAACAGAAGCUACGAGUGUCUCGACGGUGCGGCCAGCAUGGCUGCCAUGGAACUGAUGGAUAUGCGAGGAGCAACUGCCUUGCCACCGGACUCGGGCUCUGAUCAUUCCGGUGGCAGCGAUGAGACUGUUAAAAUCGAUGACGUCAUCGAGUAUGCUGACGCCGAGAACUGUGCGAUGCUAGCCGGCAAAGCAGCGACGCGUUCAGCGACAGCGACACAAACAUCGAAAAAUAUGUGAUACACGUUAGAUAAAAUACACACACACACACUCACACACUACCCAUACACACAGAACACAACACAACACAAUACGAAACAAUCACAAGGACAUAUGCAUAUACAUAUAUCUAUAUAUAACUCUAAACUUAAACGUAUACUGUAUAACUUUAAACCCGCUAUCCGUUCGAGCAACAUCGACAGACAGACAGAGGGACGGACAGAAAACAACAUAAUCAAGCCCAUCCGUCUGUCUGUCUGUCCGUUCGUAUUCAGGGCCAGAUCUCAGUGACUACGCGAGCUAGCACCAUCAAAUUUGGUAGAAGGAAUCUCCUGAAUUUGUCACACCUCAUUCAACAAUUUGAUUGUGGUUCUUCUUAGCGGAUAGCGUGCAGUCGAGCACACUCGACUAUGACUUUCUCUUACUUGUUUUUUCGCUGUAAAUAUGCUUUUCAUUAUAUCCCCAUUACAAAUGGGGUUGAUUUACUCAUUGCUAUAUCCUGCAUCGAUUAAUUGUGGGACGAAGCUUAAUUGUAUGGUUUUUGAAGGAACUUGACACAUUUUGACCACGAUCGCAAUGAAAACCCUAGCUUUAUAACUUAUUCAUAAAUACAUUUUUUUUUUGUUAUAUA